Messenger RNA from Coprinopsis cinerea okayama7#130, 1668 nucleotides. RefSeq lists its product as hypothetical. The coding region runs from base 1 to 1668 and encodes 555 amino acids. NCBI's taxonomy places the organism in Eukaryota, Fungi, Basidiomycota, Agaricomycetes, Agaricales, Psathyrellaceae. The transcript is spliced from 2 exons. The record is from RefSeq and is a predicted model, not a curated record.
AUGAACGAUCCGAACGACUACGACAAUCAUUAUCCGAACAACUACGACACGAUAUGCUACACUCUGGAGGAGGAGGAAAAAGAGGAGAAGAGGGAUGUGGAUAGGAUACGACUCGAACAUGAUAUCCUUCUACCCAUCCUCACUCGAUUCAGGGAACGCAGCCAGCUGAACGACGUGCUUGUGCCACUAUCCUGGCUACGACUCAAGUCUCUCGGGAUGUUCAUACGCCACGGUCUGCGCCCGCCACAGCGAGAAACCGCCACUCGCGAAGAAGGAGGGGGAAGCCAAUUCGACGAUGCGGAAACACGGUUUCUGUCGCCAAGUGGGAGUUUUUGUUCCUCCCUACUCUCGCUCCCGGAGCUUUCACCAUGUGGUUCAUCCUCCUCAACCUCCUCCUCCUCGCCUUACUCGUCAACAUCCGACCAACUUCCUCCUACGCCUCUCGACACCGAAUCCACCGAGGUAUGGAUCGCGUCGUCGUCGUCGGAGGAGGAUGAGGACUCGGAAGUGUCUUUUCUCCCCCCGACGAACCUCCAGCGGAAGCGGAAGAGGAGGACGCCGCUGUGGAUACGCAUACCUGAAGGGCGGGCGGUGCCUGAUGUGCAAAUUGAACGGGAUUGUGGUUUUUUGCUCCUUUCGCGUUUGCCGAAGGGCUUGUGUUAUAAUAUUGUCAAGCAGUCGAUGUUUUUGGAGCGGAUGCAGGAUUGCAAGAGUGGGAAUCGGACGGGUGCAGGGAAAGGGCAAGGGAUUCCAUCGUUUGUGUCGUUUGAAACUUACGAAUGUAGGGUUCCUUCGAGGUUCGGUCAAGAUGUGGAGGAGGAAGAGGAACCUAGCGCGCUGCCCGUUCCUGCCCACGGCCCGCUUACCCUCAAAGCGCAUUUCGGAUCUUCGUUGUCCAUUGAAGAAGCGAACCAGCGGUUACUCGAUCUCUCGGCCUUCUUCUGCUCAGACGUCCUCCUCCCCCUCGCCCCUCGCAUCUUCGCACUCGACAUCGCCCUACCGGAAGGCUACGCCGCCUCCUGGGACGUCUCCUCCCUCCCUCUCCCGCUGGACUACAGGUUCGACAACCUCGAGGCGUUCAGGUGGAAGGGUGUCUUGGCUGCCAACGGUCUCCCCGCCCCUUUCUACGACUUCAACUCCCUUCCUCUGGGGCAGAUGCGGGAGGUUGUACUAGAGGACUGCGAACUCUCAUCUCUGGAUCUCAAACGACUCCUCUACUCCUGUCCAGCGCUCGAAUCUCUAACGGUGGACUCUAUCGUUGAAGAUGAUGUAGAGCUGAGAGGGUUGGACCAGGAAAUGGACCUCCGGGCCAUUGUCAAUGUCAAUCCUGGUCCGACGCGCCUUGAUGCGCCCGAGUUGCGCGUUUUGAGGCUGACGACCUCUGCGGAUUUGAAUGAGGUGUUUUGUUUGCUUGAUGCGCCGUAUUUGAAGGAGGUGGUGUACCGGCCCAGGGGGUGUGUGGUUGAGCCUGUGAGGUUGGGUAAUUUUCCGUGGAAUGUGUUGAGGGGGUCGUUGGAGAGGUUGAGUGUUAUUGUUGGGGGGUGUGGGGAGGGGGAGGGCAAGGAGGGGGAGGAGGAGGAGGGGGAGAAAGUGGAUUGGAGGGUUAGGGAGGAGUUGGAGUUGUUUGCGAAGGAUGAUGAUGUUGAUGUUAGGAUUGAGGUGCGGUGA